UCGCAAGAUAUCCUUUGUCAGUCGAUUGUGAGCUCGCAGCGGAGGAACAACAAUUCAUUGAAUUGUCACUUACAUCCUACAGCGGCUUUUAAGAAUGUCCUCUUACCAGCGGCAGCCUAACGGCAUCCUGACGGUGAUGGUUAUCCUUUUGGCCAUAGCCACACAUUCCAUGGCGAAGUCCGGUAGCAGCAGCCGAAGUAGCAGUAGCUCAAAAUCCAGUUCCAGUUCAGGAUCCAGUUCGUCUUCCAGCAGCUUUUCAUUGCCAUCAUAUUCAAGUUCCUCGCACUACAAUUCGCCCCCGUCGUACAGUUUCAGCUUCGGGGGCGGAAGCAGUGCGCCCAAAGGACCUCCGCCGGCUUACUCCGUUUCAAAUCCUGUGGGCGGAGCUCACACCAACAUCCACGAGAGUCCGCCGGCCUACAGUGCCGCUUACAAGCCAGUGGGUCCGCCGGCCUACAGUUCGGUAGACAAACCAGAUAGGAUACAGUCCCGUCCAGCGGAAAAGGCCAGGCCCAGUUAUUCCACCUACUACAACGGAGGAUCCCGCUCCAGCACUGGUUACCACGACCCCUAUAACUACACGUACAAAUACUCCACCAAUGCAGCCACCAAAGCACAGUAUUUCUCCCACGGACCCUUCGCCCACAUAUCCACCCUUCUAUAUUUGUGCUGGCAAUUAUUGUAAACGUACAAAUUGUUAAGAACAAUUUAAAACCCAAAACAAUAAAAUGCUGUCUCUUGUCGUAAGCCCUCAAGCCGUGUUGUUAUUAACCAAAUAACUAUUUCUUAAACUGGUUAAUCUAUUUAAGUUCUAAUUGAAUUCCGAAUA
This is a messenger RNA of Drosophila gunungcola (fruit fly), 829 nucleotides long. RefSeq names its product integrator complex subunit 6 homolog. The record is from RefSeq and is a predicted model, not a curated record. The coding region runs from base 95 to 685 and encodes 196 amino acids. The transcript has 2 exons. Lineage: Eukaryota; Metazoa; Arthropoda; Insecta; Diptera; Drosophilidae.